Molecule: messenger RNA, 1689 nt
Organism: Spizellomyces punctatus DAOM BR117
Lineage: Eukaryota; Fungi; Chytridiomycota; Chytridiomycetes; Spizellomycetales; Spizellomycetaceae
Exons: 6
Coding region: 22-1659 (545 amino acids)
Biological process (GO): D-xylose metabolic process; xylulose metabolic process
Cellular component (GO): cytosol
Molecular function (GO): D-xylulokinase activity
Source: RefSeq, a predicted model, not a curated record
AGCGAUUGCUCGUCCUUUGGAAUGGCCGACCGUCAGCUAUUCCACCAGCACGAUACAACUAAUACUUCACCGCUCUAUCUGGGACUAGACUUGAGUACGCAGCAACUCAAACUCGUUGUAAUAGACGAUGAUCUUCGCGUGUUGCACGAGGAGGCAGUCAACUUUGACAGAGACCUACCACAUUACGGGACUGAAGGAGGUGUAAAGCUGAACGGGUACCAGGCAACUGCACCAACCAUAAUGUGGGUCGAAGCACUCGACUUGUUAUUGGGCAAAAUGAAAGAUAGUGGAUUUCCGAGUCAUCGAGUUGCAGGAAUAUCAGGCUGUGCUCAGCAACACGGGACGGUGUAUUGGAAACAGGGUGCAGAGCAUGUACUGGCCCACUUAAAUCCAGAAUCGCUCUUGCAUGAGCAGCUUCGGGGCAUCUUUUCAGUAGAAAGUUCACCCAUCUGGCAGGAUUCGAGUACGAGCGCCGAAUGUGAAGAACUAGAGGUUGCAAUGGGGGGCGCUCAGAAGCUAGCUGAUAUAACUGGUUCCUCCGCUUAUGAAAGAUUCUCCGGCAGCCAGCUACGAAAAAUAGCAAAGGCUCGUCCAGAAGCUUUUGCGCAAACCGAGCGGAUAUCGCUUGUCAGCUCUUUUGCUGCGUCAAUGCUGAUUGGAAAAUAUGCACCAAUCGAUACGGCGGAUGGCAGUGGCAUGAACCUUCUGGACAUUCACCAAAAGGAUUGGGAUGACAGACUGCUUAACCUCUGUGGAGCAGACCUGCGAAGAAAGUUAGGAGCAGUUGUUAAAACUGAUGCUGUUAUUGGCUUUAUAGCAUCCUAUUUUGUCGAGAGAUAUGGGUUUCGAAAAGAUUGCAUGGUUGUAGCCUGGUCUGGAGAUAAUCCGGACAGUUUAGCCAGUUUAAAUCUCCGGGUUGGCGAUAGCGUUGUUUCGAUGGGAACAAGCGACACCCUUCUCCUUACUUUGGAAAAGGCAACUCCGUCGACAGAAGGUCAUGUCCUGUGUCAUCCAACCCGUCAUGAUGCAUACAUGGCAAUGAUCGUAUACAAAAACGGAUCAUUGACUCGAGAGCGUAUACGUGACACAUAUGCGUGGAGCUCUUGGGAAAAGUUCAAUAGCUUGGUAGAGAACGCAGAUGUUGGGUGUGGGGAUCGAUUCGGCUUCUUCUUCUAUGUUCCUGAGAUCACCCCAAAAGCGCAGGGCGUAUUCAGGUUUGAACAUGGGCAGCAGGUAGAAGAAUUCUCGCGUCCAGAGAUCAAUGCCAGAGCAGUGCUGGAGAGCCAAUUCUUAUCUAUGCGGCUACAUGCUAGACGAGUUGGCUAUCACGAUUCUGCAUCCAAGCGGAUUAUAGUAACAGGCGGUGCAUCACAAAAUGAUGCUAUUGUUCGAGUGCUAGCAGACGUGUUUGGUGCUGUCGUGAUGAGAUCGUCGCUUGGUGGAGGAUCGGCGACUUUGGGAGCGGCGUAUAGAGCAAGAUAUGGUGUCAAGCAUGCAAGUGGGUGGUUUGGGACUUUUGAACAGUCUCUGAAUGCACCUGGUGCUCCGCAAUUAGUCACUGUGGCAGAAGGAAGCUUGGAGUCUUACGAGAAAUACUCCAUACUUUUAGAAGAAUACGAAAGAUUGGAAAGAGAUGUAUGUAGAGCAGGUCAAUUUUGAAAACUGUUCAGGACAGAAGUUCAAUUAGGU